Diutina rugosa is the source of this 3699-nucleotide messenger RNA. It is a transcript of the gene PMS1, whose product is annotated as ATP-binding mismatch repair protein. The transcript has a single exon. NCBI's taxonomy places the organism in Eukaryota, Fungi, Ascomycota, Pichiomycetes, Serinales, Debaryomycetaceae. Gene Ontology annotation, molecular function: mismatched DNA binding; ATP hydrolysis activity; ATP binding. The record is from RefSeq and is a predicted model, not a curated record. Gene Ontology annotation, biological process: mismatch repair. Gene Ontology annotation, cellular component: MutLalpha complex. Bases 1 to 3699 code for a protein of 1232 amino acids.
AUGCCUAUCCAGGCCAUCAGCGCUGGAGAUGUCAAUCGGAUCACCCUGGGUCAGGUGAUCACUGACGUCCGAGCCGUGCUCAAGGAACUCGUGGAAAAUGCUCUUGAUGCCAAUGCAUCUUCGGUGGAAGUGCUUCUUGACGACUACGGGAUCGAGCGCAUUUCCGUGGCGGACAAUGGCCACGGCAUCGACCCCGAAGACUUUGCCGGCCUCUGCUUACGAAGCCACACCUCCAAGAUCAGCCUGCUAGCAGACUUGCUGCUGCUUUCGACCCUUGGCUUUCGAGGGGAGGCCCUCCACUCGUUGUGCACCGUGGCUCGAGAGGUCAAGGUUACCACUGUACGCGAUCAGAAACUCCACGAAUUGACCUACGACAACACUGGAAACCUCGCCAAUCAAACCACCAAGCCGACCCGGCAGGCUCCGGGGACGACGGUGGUGGUUUCGGGUUUAUUCCACAACCUUCCCGUGCGGCUUAAGCAUUUGAAGAAGCUGGCACUGUCGGAGCUCCGCAAAGCGGUAAUGUUUCUUAACAAUUACGUCAUCAUCAACCCCCACACCAAAUUCACCGUCUCCCAUACUAAUAACGGCAAAAAGCUGCUUGUGGUGCUGUCUCGAGGAGGACCCACUCAAACGGUACUUACGGGGUUACUGUCAGUUUUUGGCAAGAAUGGAGCCAAAGGUCUUUCCGAAGUUGACAUCAAUGCUGGAGACGUUACCAUAACCGGCUAUAUAUCCAACUUCUCGUUUGGGUGUGGGGCCCGCCUGGCAGCUGAUCGCCAAUUCUUAUACGUCAACCGUCGUCCUGUGGCUAAUAAGCGACUCGUCAAGGUGAUCAACGAAGUCUACCAUCAAUUCAAUAAUGCCCAGCAUCCAGUGUUUGUGCUUGAUUUGACUAUACCGCCGGCUAUUGUCGACGUCAAUUUGACUCCCGAUAAGACGAAAGUGAUGAUUAAUCGUGAAAAUGAUCUCCUUGAAGAUGUGCGUGAAGCUCUAAGACAAUUUUACGAUCAACAAGGGGGUAUCACCAUCCCCAGAGGAGAGUUUGCUGAUACUCUGAUGAGCUUCGAUGCCCGUGAUCAAUUGCCAACAUCAGAAGUGGAUACCCUGAAUAUUCUCGGUAAGCUGGGACUUUUUGUCGAUUCAGAAACACCGUCUUCACCACAAGCAUCAUCUCAAGCGGUACCCCAAUCUCUGAGUCCUCCCCCGAAAUUAAACGUUCGCAACGAGGAGCCGCCAACCUCAUCACCACCUCGUCAACAUGCUUCAUAUAUAGUUGAACCUGUCACUUAUGAGAUUUUAGAAAGAUCCAACGUCACUACGCCCCAUGAAAAUAACGGCGAAGAUGAAAAGCGUGGUGACAAUUUCGAUGACAAUGACGAUGACGUUGACGAUGAUGCCAAUGACGAUGCCAAUGAUAAAGGUGACAAUAACGAUGAUGAUAACGGUGACGAAUCCCAAGUUGUUGGUCAUGUGGUGAUAGGCGGAGGGAACUCGGGAACUCCUCAGCUCAUGAUGGGCAGAGACGGGAACAUCAUAUGGGCAACCGAUACAUCACUUCGACCUUUAACUCAAGAGAAAACUCACCUGAAUGAGGGUGGUUAUGGUCAAGCUAAUGAUGGCGACAGCGAGUUGGACGACAGCGAGGUUGACGACAGCGAGGUCGACGACAGCGAGGUCGACGAAGACGAGGUCGACGAGAGUCGGGUAGAUGACAGUCAACACGAUGGAGGUGACGAUUUGUACGGCGCCCUUCGCGAGUUACUUGGGCCACCAUCUGGCAAAAAUGACAACAAUGAUGAUGACAUCAAUAAGGAAAGUGAUCAGUUUGAUGCUGGCCCGACAGUGAUUGAGCUUUUCCCUGAGUGGAAAAAAGUCAAGGCAGUCAAAUUCAAUGGCGCAAUUGACGAAGACGUCGUCUACGGUGGUCAAGCAAAACUCACAGUUGGAAGUGAUGGCUACUUAGUGAGGGAGGCUGAUGGAUUUAUUGAUGAUGCUGGCCGUCUCAACAGUGGUGGAGAUGAAGAAGAAUAUAACAAUGAAAUCGUGGACGUCUAUGAUAAGGAUGCCCCAAUACUCAAAAAGGUGGUGGAUGAUAACGAUCCCAAAUUUUUGAAAACAGUGGAGUGGGCUCCUUUAGAUCACCGGCUGAUCAUAAGAGACAUGUCUAUGCUCAAUCCCGACCAGAUCCGCUUAAUGAAUCUUUUUGACUUACCACUAAUCGAAUGUGAACUGGAGGUGUGUGCGUUUCUCAAUGAGAUGAGGAAUACGCGAUCCAAAGACGAGUGGAUCGGGUUUAAGCAUUUGGCGUGUCUGUUCUAUGCCAGAAAGACUGGUUUCAAAGAGUACCACUAUAAAAUGAAUGUACCGUGGGAAUUGCCGGUCUCUAAUUCAAGCGAUGAAGAGGGUGAGUAUUACUACAAUGGUUUCACUGGAAAAUUAGUCAAGACAGACUAUCGUGAACGGAUGAUCGAUGACCCCAGCUCGGAAGAAGAACCAGAGCCAAAAAUGAAAUUUAAACAGCGCAAAACCUUAUUUGAAUCUUUCGUCACACAAAAACCAUUUACGAGUGCCUUCUACCACAGCUACCGCAAAAAGGAAGAUAAGCAGAGUCCCUUACUUUUCCUACCGAAAAUCCUCACCAAGAAUAAUCACGCUGAGGUUGAAGGUGAGGAUAUCGUUUUCGCCGAAGCUCAAGACGAAAAUUCUGAUAAGGCUCAGCUGAAUGAAGAUGAAGAAGGCAAUAGUGACUCGCAAAAGUCGCUCAGUGAUUUCAUACAUCAACCGUAUGGCGAGAAUCUCGUUGAGGAUUCGUAUGGGAAAAACUUCAACCCAGUUCGAACUCACGAUAUUGAAGUACGGAUCGGUGAUCACGUCCAUUGGGCACCAACACUAGAAAGACGUCGUCCGAAAACGUCACCACCACAAAAGAAGAAAUUGUCGACGGUAGGGUGGCUGUUUGGCAAGUCAACAUGGGAAACGAAAGCUGCUGAAAUUGCAACUCAACAAGCCUCGGCCCCCGAAGCUCAUGAUGUGGUUAACCAGGACACUUCGAUGCUUUCACUGUACAUUGUGUCCAAAUCAGAUUUUGAACAGAUGCAAGUUAUUGGUCAAUUCAAUCUCGGCUUCAUUCUUGUGCGGUCCAAAGAUGAUAAUAUGUUCAUCAUCGAUCAGCACGCCAGCAACGAGAAGUACAACUUUGAGUUAUUAAGCAACAAGUACCAUGCUCCCAGCCAGUUGCUUGUGCUGCCCCUCACCGUUCAACUUACCGCGGUGGAUGAAAUCUUGGUGAAAGAGAAGCUUCAUAUAUUUAAGUUGAAUGGGUUUGGUGUUAAGUUUGAUGCUGAUCAACCUCCAGGUCAGCGGGUCAAGUUGAUGCUGAUGCCUCUGCUGAAGCAGGAGAACCAGCUGUACACCGUUGAUGACUUCUAUGAGCUUCUUGCCCUCAUUGCUGAGAACCCCCAUAACAAGUCGGUACGUCCACUGAAAGUGCGGCGCCAGUUGGCGAUGAAGGCUUGUCGGCUGUCGAUCAUGAUCGGAGCUAGCUUGACCCGUAAUCGCAUGGAGGAAGUGGUGAAGAGCUUAGCCACUCUCGAUAAACCUUGGAACUGUCCCCAUGGUCGUCCAACCAUGCGGCAUUUAGUGGAGUUGGCCCGGUGGAAAAGCAAUAACUUCCCUGACUACGCCCUUGAACUUUGA